AUGGGUUUGGCUUGUCAGGGUUCUCCACUUGCAACCCAGACUUUUCGCCACCGUAGAUCAGCAGCCGUGGCGGGCUUAGUACUUCUCUCUGUAGAAUUUGGCAGCGUCAACCAUGUUGGUCAAAGAAGCCUUGGUCUCUUCCCAACCUCUGGUCUUAAGACCACAGUCUGGGUUCACCCAGAACUUGUCAGCUGGGUACACCUUGAGGAUCUCGCCGAUUCUGGCAACAAACUCCUCCUUAGAUGGGAUUCUAGGCGAGUGGAUGUCGAACAGUCCCAAUCCAAUGUGGUUUGGAUAGUUGGAGAACUCCUGGAUGUAUUUCGGAUCGUCCUUCUUGGAGAACUCGAUCGAAACAACAUCGGCGUCCAAGGCCUUGAUGUGGUUAGGGUCAAGGUCGGAGUAACAGAAGUGCGAGUGGAUCUGGGUGUCGUCACGGACACCAGAGGUGGCAACUCUGAAAGACUCAGCAGCCCACUCCAAGUAGUCGGAUCUCUCCUGACCAGCUCUCAAUGGCAGACCUUCUCUGAUGGCUGGCUCGUCGACCUGGAUAACAGUGACACCAGCAGCCUCCAAGUCGUUGACCUCGUCUCUCAAAGCAAGGGACAAUUGCAGAGAUUGCACCUUUUGGGAAACAUCGUCUCUUGGGAAAGACCAUCUCAAACAGGUAACUGGACCGGUCAGCAUACCCUUCAAUGGCUUCUUGGUCAAAGAUUGAGCGUAAACACUCUCCUUGACAGACAUGGCCUUUGGUCUAGAAACGUCACCAACGAUAAUAGGUGGUCUAACGUAUCUGGAACCGUAGGAUUGCACCCAACCGUUGGUGGUGAAAGCGUAACCCUUCAAUUGCUCACCAAAGUAUUGAACCAUGUCGUUUCUCUCUGGCUCACCGUGGACAAGCACGUCCAAACCAACUUCCUCUUGGAAUCUGACAACCUUCUCGAUCUCAGAGUUGAUGAACUCCUCGUAUUGCUCAGCGGUGAUCUCACCCUUGGCGAACUUGUUUCUGUUGAUUCUAAUGUCCUUGGUUUGUGGGAAAGAACCGAUGGUGGUGGUUGGGAACAGUGGGAGGUUGUACUUGGCCUUUUGCACUGUGAGUCUCUCUGGGAAUGGAGACUUUCUGGUGGACAAGGACUUGUCGAUCUUGGACAAUCUAGCCUCGACAGCGGCAUCGUUGGUCAAGUCGGACUCCUUUCUGCUCUUGACGGCAGCAGCGUUAGCCUCCAAAGCAGAAGAGACGUCGGCACCAGAAACAGCCUUGGCGAUGGUAACAACCUCAGACAAUUUUUGGGUAGCGAAAGAGAACCAGUUCUUGAUUUCAGCGUCAAGCUUCUUCUCGUUCUCCAAGUCGACUGGAGUGUGCAACAGGGAGGAGGAGGUAGCAACAACGACCUUCUCGGCACCAACCUUCUCGAUAGCCUUCUUCACGAAAGCAAUAGACUUGGAGAAGUCGUUCUUCCAGAUGUUUCUACCGUCAACAAUACCAACGGAAAGAGUUUGCUCUCCGGAAAGGAUAGAAACAACCUCGUCGAAUUGUUGUGGAGCUCUGACAAAGUCAAAGUGGAAACCGGAAACUGGCAAGUUCUUGAUGGCAGCCAAGUUUGGAGUAACGUCACCGAAGUAGGUGGUCAAAACGAGCUUUGGAAGACCCUCGGCCUUGGCCAAGAUAUCGUAAGCGGUCUUGAAAGCGGAUUGGACCUCCUCAGGCAAGUCCAAAACCAAGGUUGGCUCGUCGAUCUGGACCUCCUUGGCACCAGCAGCAGCGAGCUUUUGCAAAAUCUCGGUGGCCUUUGCCUCCAAGUACUCGUCAACUGGCUUUUGACCGUUCAACUUGAACUCGGUGGAGUGGGAGAAAGUUGGUCUGACAUAGUGGUAGUUAGAGUCGAACCAUUUCACCAUCUCCAAAGCAGUCACGUCGACAGCCUUGGUGGACUCAGUGGCCUUUCUUUGCAAACCUCUACCCAUGGCGAACAAAACGUCCAAUUGUGGGAGAUCGAACUUGGUGUAUCUGUCUGGAAUGACGUUGAACAACAAAGAGAGGUCCAAGACCUGGUCGUAGUAAGAGAAGUCGUUGGAAGGAAUGAUGUCGACACCGGCCUCCUUCUGCAACUUCCAGUUCUUCUCUCUGAUCUCCUUACCAACAGCAAGGAGCUGGUCAGCACCGAUCUUGCCAGCCCAGUAGGCCUCGGUGUUUUUCUUGAGCUCUCUGAAAGCUCCAAUUCUUGGGAAUCCCAAAACGCUAGACUCAACCAUUUUCAAUUAAAUCAAGUUUGA
Molecule: messenger RNA, 2271 nt
Organism: Ogataea philodendri
Lineage: Eukaryota; Fungi; Ascomycota; Pichiomycetes; Pichiales; Pichiaceae
Exons: 3
Coding region: 1-2271 (756 amino acids)
Source: RefSeq, a predicted model, not a curated record